This is a messenger RNA of Insectozyma verbasci, 723 nucleotides long. NCBI's taxonomy places the organism in Eukaryota, Fungi, Ascomycota, Pichiomycetes, Serinales, Debaryomycetaceae. The record is from the annotation of a GenBank genome assembly.
AUGUUAGGUUCUGAUAAUGAAGAUAAUCUAUUAUCAAAAGAAGAAAGAUUAGAAAUUGCUAAAAAGAAAUUAAAAGAAAUGAAGAAGAAAAAUAAGAAAAGUAAGACGAAGACAACUGAAUCAACUGAUGCUAAUCAACCAGAAGAUAUUGAAUCGAAGGAAUCAACCCCAUUAGAUACAGAAACUAAACCAGAAACAGAGAAAGUAGAAGAAAAGAAACCAGAGUCUAUUGAAGAACCUAAAACAGAAGAAAAGAGACCAGAGUCUAUUGAAGAACCUAAAACAGAAGAAACAAAACCAGAAACUACUGAAUCUAUAAUUAAAGAUGAAUUGGAAGUAGAAGCUAAAGAUGAAUUGGAACCAAAACCAGAAACUAAAUCAGAUUCUUCAGAAAUAGACCGACUCAAUCAAACCAUUAAAAAACUCAGAGAUGAAAAUACCAACCUAAAAUUAGAAAUAAUGGAUUUAAAAGACAGAAUACGUGAAUUAGAAACAGGUCCAUCAACUACAAGAACUUCCCAGCCAGUAUAUUCACAAAAUAUCAAACCUGCAAAACCAAUAAUUACCAAAAAUGAGUAUGCAACAAUUUCACAACAAAAUUUUUCUGAUUUUAAUUCAAUUUCAACAGAUAAUUUUAGAGAUAAAUUAAUGAUUUGGAAACAUUGGCAAAUAGACAUGACAAAUUGGACUGGAGUAGGAACAAGUCAAAAAUUAGCAUUAUAG